Messenger RNA from Microthlaspi erraticum, 885 nucleotides. The record is from the annotation of a GenBank genome assembly. NCBI's taxonomy places the organism in Eukaryota, Viridiplantae, Streptophyta, Magnoliopsida, Brassicales, Brassicaceae.
AUGGGUCGAACCUUGAACCUCACCGUUUUGGUGACGUUUCUAGCUCUGACAAUGCUCGGAACUGCUUACUCCGGUAGCUUCAACGAAGAGUUCGACUUGACUUGGGGUGAACACAGAGGCAAAAUCUUCAGCGGAGGCAAAAUGCUAUCACUCUCACUAGACCGGGUUUCCGGGUCGGGUUUCAAAUCAAAGAAGGAGUAUUUAUUCGGAAGAAUCGAUAUGCAGCUCAAGCUCGUCGCCGGAAACUCCGCCGGAACCGUCACCGCCUACUACUUGUCGUCGGAAGGACCAACGCACGACGAGAUUGAUUUCGAGUUUCUCGGUAACGAGACAGGGAAGCCUUACGUUCUCCACACUAAUGUCUUUGCUCAAGGCAAAGGAAACAGAGAACAACAGUUUUAUCUCUGGUUCGACCCAACCAAGAACUUCCACACUUACUCUCUUGUCUGGAGACCUCAACACAUCAUAUUCAUGGUGGACAAUGUUCCGAUCAGGGUGUUCAACAAUGCAGAGCAGCUCGGUGUUCCGUUUCCCAAGAAGCAGCCAAUGAGGAUUUACUCGAGCUUAUGGAACGCUGAUGACUGGGCAACGAGAGGUGGUUUGGUUAAGACAGAUUGGUCAAAGGCUCCUUUCACAGCUUACUACAGAGGCUUUAACGCAGCGGCUUGUACAGUCUCUUCAGGGUCAUCUUUCUGUGAUCCUAAGUUCAAGAGCUCUUUCACUAAUGGCGAGUCUCAAAAACAGGCGGUGGCUAGUGAGCUUAAUGCUUAUGGGAGAAGAAGAUUGAGAUGGGUUCAAAAGUAUUUCAUGAUUUAUGAUUAUUGCUCUGAUCUCAAAAGGUUUCCUCAAGGAUUCCCUCCUGAGUGUAGGAGGUCUAGAGUCUAA